UUCUUCUCCGAUUUUAAAAUUAAAACCCCCUCACGAAAUUUAUAUAAUUACUAAUUUCAGAAUAUUACUUCUUCUUCUUCUUCUUCUUCUUCAUCGCAUCUCUCUCACUCCACGUUUCUUCCGUGAAUAGAUAGAUAGCCGCCGGGUUAAGUGUUUUCUGUAUGGAUGGAUUUAAGGGUAAGAGAACAUCUAGACCGAUUAUGUCCGGGAAAGCAAGUGGUCUUGUUCUUCAUGAGAAUAUGAAUAUGAAGAAGAAAGAUGGUGAUAAGAGUGUUGUCCCUAUCUGCAGCCGGAUUGGUUGCAGUUCCAGGAUUAGUUCAACUAAGGGAGCUUUGAUUGAUCACAAAGCAAAGUCUAUUGUGUCUUCGUUUCGAUCUCCUUUAAAUGGAAAGGAAACCGUUGGGAGUUCAUCACGAAGUAUGGCUGGAUUUGUCGGUACCAAGAAGGCGCUUAAAGUUACUGGUAGAAGACAACUCUCUUCUCUUUUGGACAUGGAUUCUUCAGAGAGUAGCAGUGUUAAUGAAGACUCGCCCAAGACUGAGCGUGCCCUUCCACGUGGAAAGACCAAAGAAACCGCGAUUAGUGUUCAUUCUGAAAAUAGUGUCUCUGGAGAAGUUGUGACAGAGGCAGGAAGCUCAAGUACAGGAACUGGCAGAAGCAUUUAUCAGAGACCUGAUUUGGUCACCCGAGAUGCUCGUGUGGGUAACAAUGGCCAAAUUGCGAGAGCUAGUGUGAACAGGAAUGGAUUGAGAGACUUGAGUAGUAAACCUGUUUCUGAUGUUGUUCCAUCAAAUUCCAAUCCGACAAGAAAAAGUAUCAUAUUUAGAAAGAAAGCCUCUGAUGGAGAGAGCAGCUCUUCAAGUAGAGGGAAGAAGACAGAAGGAUCAGUGAUUGGGGGAAGGAAUUCAAGUUCCCCUCAGGGUAAUGGCAUCACCAUAUCUGAAUCUAGGAGGAACAGGAAUUUACCAAGUGUUAGGGACAACAGUGUUGCUUCAAGUAGUGCUAGGAGAUCAACUGGUUAUUAUGGUAGAACAGGACGUGCUGGAGCGGUUGCAACUCUACAAGUGUCUCGGCCUGCAACACGAGCUGAUCUCAAUCCUUCUAGAUCUGCAGAAGUUUCACGUAGUCCAUUAAAUAGUUACAGUAGGCCAAUCAGUAGUGACAGCAGGUUACGUAGCCUGAUGAUGCCUGGUAGCCCCUCAGAAGCCGGCCUCUCCCGCUCUUUGAUUAACCGUGAUGAUUUCAGACGGUAUAACAUGAAUGGAGUUGCAGAGGUUUUGUUGGCGUUGGAGAGGAUUGAACAAGCCGAAGAGCUUACAUAUGAGCAAUUGGCUGUUUUAGAGACCAAUCUGUUCUUAAGUGGUAUGAGCAGCUUCCACGAUCAGCAUAGAGAUAUGAGGCUUGACAUUGAUAACAUGUCCUAUGAGGAACUAUUAGCAUUGGAGGAGAAAAUGGGUACAGUGAGCACUGCUCUAAGCGAGGAAGCGCUACUGAAAAGCCUUAAGUCAAGCAUUUACCGCCCAACUGAUGAAUCCGGUGAAAUUUGCCUGAAUAAAGAUGAUGAUGUCAAAUGCAGCAUUUGCCAGGAAGAGUAUGUUGAUGGAGAUGAAGUAGGGACUCUGCCUUGCCAACAUAAGUACCACGUGAGCUGCGCGCAGCAAUGGCUCCGGAUGAAGAAUUGGUGUCCAAUCUGUAAAACCUCAGCAGAAUCUCAACCACAGCCAUUUUCAUGAUGAUGGGAUUGCAGAGACAUCACCAAAGUGUUUUUUGUCUCUCUACUCCCACAAUCUUGCUCUCUUAUAUUUGUACAUAAAAGGUCUUUCUUUCCUCUUCUUCUUUUUUACUUACACACAAUUGGGAACAAAUAGAAAAUAAGAUCAGGUGGACAAAGUUAAAUUCCUAUUUCACCUGUAUAAAGUUUAAACAUUUUAAUUCAAAUUACGAACCAAAAUAUUUGGUUUAGUUUCAUAA
Molecule: messenger RNA, 1971 nt
Organism: Capsella rubella
Lineage: Eukaryota; Viridiplantae; Streptophyta; Magnoliopsida; Brassicales; Brassicaceae
Product: E3 ubiquitin-protein ligase RLIM
Exons: 6
Coding region: 162-1733 (523 amino acids)
Molecular function (GO): ubiquitin protein ligase activity
Source: RefSeq, a predicted model, not a curated record